AUGUUAAGAUCUUUAAAACAAUAUAACUUUGCCAAAUAUGAUAGGGAAGUGGUUAUUGCUUGGGCUGGCUUAAGUUGUAAAGAUAACCAAAUAUCUAUUUUUCAAGACAACCAUAUAAUCGUUGAAGAAGAUUAUAUAGAUGCAAUUGUUGAUUACUUUAAGAAUGACAAUCAAGUAGAUGUUUAUGGAGAUCUUAUGAAUAAAGAUCAUGAAAUAGCCACUCAAGACAACUUUGAUGAAGAAGAUUAUGAAAUAGCUGCUCAAGAUGACUUUGAUGAGGAAGAUUAUGAAAUAGCUGCUCAAGACGACUUUGAUGAGGAAGAUCAUGAAAUAGCCACUCAAGAUAACCUUGUAAAUAAUGAGAAAGACUACUUAGCUACUGUUCGUAAUGUUCUUACAAACAUUGAAGACUAA
Molecule: messenger RNA, 414 nt
Organism: Racocetra fulgida
Lineage: Eukaryota; Fungi; Glomeromycota; Glomeromycetes; Diversisporales; Gigasporaceae
Source: the annotation of a GenBank genome assembly